CGUUUGAUAAACUGGAGGUUGUUGAGGAGUACAUGAGAUUUCACCUCACCACUUGCUUCAACGCUGAUGGUAACGAGGAACCGGACAACUACAAACAGGUGUUACUGCAUUUGCAGAAGUUCGUCGGCCAUGUGUGCACGGUGGACAGCAAACUGGCACUCUCGGAACCCCUCAUACCGUUCGAUAUUCAACUUGACGAGUUCGCAUCGAAGCUUCGGUCUUAUAAAUUGCAGGCGCUGGGCCAGGCUAUUCUACACAGUGCGAUCUCUGUUGGGUCGCCGCGUGGCGUUGGGGACCUGGGUGGUCGACAAAUCAGCUCGGUGGGAAUUACCGAACGUGAUAAGGUCAUAGAGAAGUCUGAGCCUGUCCAGAAGUCUGAUCUCGCGCCGCGUUCGCUAACGAAUACGGUGUCCAAACGGUUAGCGCCGGGUCUGAAGCGAUGGCAAGGUCCGGCAGAAGCUUCGUCUUCACGUCAUGAUGGUGGCAACGAAGUUCGCGAGGACCCUGAUAAGACGGAGGACGACUUAUCAACUGAGCAACAUGUGCUUGACAGAAAUGUUGAAGGGAACGAAGGACAUGACGAAGACGAAGACGAUCAGUUCGCUGGCUACGAAGGUGGUGACGGUGACGAACAGGGACUCGGGGACGGUAAGGAAGGGGUGGAAGACGAGGACGGAGGGGAUGACGACGACGGUGGGGAUGACGAGGAAGACGGUGACGACCAUAGUGGGCUCAAAAAUGGCGAUGACUUCGAGGGAACUGGGGUUGGGGGGGCGGAGGACGAAGACAGCUACGAAGCGGGGAGCGAAGGGGAAGAGGACGAAGCCAAUGACCACGGAGUGUCUGUCAAUGAGUCUCGCAAAUGCGCCGACAGUCAGAGGCUUCGCUCUGGAGACGAGGACGUCCUCAACACACAGAGAUCAGUAUGCUCGCAGAAGAGAAAAUCGAGAGCUAGCGGUGAUGAGGAGCAGAGGCGAAGACAGUCGAAGUUGAUAGGUUUGGCAGCUUCGGAGGAGGCGUAUAAGAAGGCAUUGGACGCACAGUCGGCGAAGCCGGCUAAGGAAAAGCGCGAGCGACCACGCUCUUCCCAACGACCAAAGAAGAAAGCGAAGAUAGACGGUGCAAAGGAAGUUGCAGAAUCCGGUGACGAGGCGGUCGGGGUUGACCCUCGAGAUAAUACGUCCAAACCGGAACAAUUGGUGUCGGAUGCUAUCGACACAACGAGAUGUUUCUUUCUGGAGUAUGAUGACGACGGCAAUGCGAUUGACCGGCCUGUUCAGGUGUUCGUAGAUGUCCGCAAGAUUUUGCCGAACCCAGACGACGGGGAAUUCCAGUACAAUCACCGACCCCUGAACGAGAUGUUGGUCGCCUCCAUCAAAGACGCUAUGGAACGGUCAGAGAAACAGAAAGAGUGGGACAUAAACACCUUCAUUCUGGCUCCUGUUAUAGAAGGUGACUGGCAUCUGGCGAAAACGAAAGAUGACAAGGUGGCGCAACAGCAGAACUAUCACACUUUUCUGCGCAAAGCAAUACGGAUGACACUAGACACCGAGCUCUGGAAUCAGUCGCUGAACAACAAAUUUGUCCGUAAUUGGUCCAACCUCUUGAGGCCGUUCAUGUGCCUUGCCACCACUGGCAACGCAGUGUGGCAGUUGGUGAACCGGUUCUUCGACAUGUGGGAGAAAGGGGAAUUGCCUGGGCUGGAUGGAGUCAGGCCGGUUGAUCAAGAGGGGAGGCCAGGCGAGGCGUCCGGUGCAGGUCCAGCUGCCAAAACAGUGAAACGAAAAAAGGAACUGGUGCACUACGUGCAGUCGAACAAAAGUCCAAAUGGGUACUAUGUGUGUGUUCAUGACCCUCCGGCGAGCGCUUGGAAAGUGUUCGGGGAUUUCACUACUAGGGAGAAGGAGAUGGCAUUGGAUUUGAUUUUGGCAGGGAAGGUCGUUGUCACCACCGGCAGGACUUUCGCCAAGAAACUGAUGAACAUGAACGACCUCUACCUAGAAGUGCGCAGGGAGAGAUACAUGGUGCGCAUGUUCAACUACGUGCUCCUCAAGUCGGAACGCAGGGGACAGCGUGAGUGGAAUGACGAUUUCUUCAUCGGGUAUGAUGAUAUUAUGAAGAGGUUUGAGCCGCACGGGUUGACGAAAGAGAAAUGGGAGAAGAAGAAGAUGAAACUUCCAGGGAAUGUGGGGGGGUACAAGGUGACGACUGAAAUGUAUAUCGAGUGCCCGUACUUCAUCAAAUUGUUUCUGCAUGAGAUAGUGAGAGCGGUGAGCCAAUUGAAGGACGAGCUUCAGCGCGUCAUUGCAAAUGCACAGCAUAUACUGUGGGAUAAGCGGAAGUGUAAUACAACGUAUUUGCCUGUGUGCAUGGCGCCGUUGGAUGGGCUGCAACCGACAGAGGAUCUGACUCGUGCUGUGAAGAAAUUGAGUUGUCACCUUGCAGUGCUGGACCUGGCUCCCCACAAGAAUCUGGAUUCAUGGACGGAGAAGAGGUUUGUGGAACUUCAGCAAAUGAUGAUAACUCUGUGUGGGACACAUUGGACACUCAUCAUUUUCAGUGGAUUGAAGGGCGAGGACUACAUUCUGAGGAACAUCUUCAGGUGGGGGGGUGUGAAAGUUCUUCCGGGCCGCUGGCGACGGCAUCAUGGCACGCAACCAUCCUCAUAUGUUCCCCUUGGGAAUCUUCCAUUGAGAAGCCGCGACUCAAUGACGAUUGUUUUGCACGACACGGGCAAUGACUUCAAAAAAGUCACCGUCCCGUCCAAACGUGAUAAUGUGUUUUUUGACACUAACUACGAGGAGGAUAUAUUUGUCCGUUGCACACAACAGCACAUCGGCGUGGCCGGCGAAGACAAAGCUGUUUAUGGGGUCUGGGAGAGACAACCAGCAAGAAUGAAGGAGUUGUGUUCAUGGUCUUCGAAGGAGGGGGAGGGUGUGCUUCUUCUGGGCAACGUCCAAUCUGGGUCAGUUUGGGAAUUGCUUCGAUCUGGCCGUCAUGUGGUGGCAUGUGACGGCUCUACCACCAUGCUCGAAUAUUGUUCCUCGUUUAUUGAUCACCUCGUCCAUAAUCCCGGUCGUUGUCACUUCGAACGGCCCAAAACCCAGCAUCGGCCAGACCGAGACAUGUUCCUGAAACUCGGGAAGAAGAGAGCAUCUUUAUGGAAGUACUUGUUCUGCAAUGCUCCUGACACACGAACGGAGACUGAUUACGUUGCGCGAAAAGUCGUCGCUCUCCAACACCUCCAGCGGUACCACGACGCCAAGAUUGGUGCAAUCGAGAUAUUUCUAGCACGUUGCGAGGACCUGUGGCUCGACAGAAAGAUGCGCCGCGUCGACGCAAGGAUUUAUAACGAAGUGUUGGAGCCUGAAGACAGUUUCGAUAUAAUGGACAGUGGGGAGGAUACCGAUGAUGACGAGAUCGACCUGUCGCUGCCUGAUGCAAGAAACCACGCAGCUGACAAGAACAUGAGCACCGGGUCCUUAUCGUGGGGGGACCCGGCGGUGGUUGAAGUCGGGGGACCGACAAUGGCCAGCUGCAAGACCGCCCAGCUCACACAUACGCAGACGUCAUCCGCAGGAGAUGGUAUCGAGGCAAGCACUUCGAAAUGGAAAGACAAGAGAGGUGCCCCAGGGCUUCCAACGCUGAUGCGGCAAAUGUUCGACCACGUCAUGGAAAUGCCAACAGAGAACAAAACUCGUGGUCAACAUGACGACGCGGGGCCCGAGGAGGAUGACAUUUGUCUGGAGGACAAUCCGUUGUUCCGCAUUCCAGACGACGAGGACAAAGAUCUAACUCCUGGAGAUGAAAUCGAAAGUCACAUGAAGGAGAGCAAACGAGGACCUCACUUUUUGGACACCAAGUUCACAGAGACCGAGGUUGACAUAUUGGUGGGGUGCACUCUAGCCAUGGAAGAGAAUAUCCGAAAUGGGUCUAGACAAGGAGCCAUUAAGACGAGUGUUGCUGAAAAGGAAGGGCGUGCGAGGAAGGGCGUCGAAUAUAAAGAACAGGGAACUCAUGAGGCAUCAGUUGAUGAGCUACUAAAAACGCCAUUUUCUGAGGGCGUUGGUGCGGUGCCAAGGGAAAAGACGGCAGGUCCAGGAUGUGGUGGGGAAGAGGCAGGAAAUACAAAGGAACAGGGGGAAAAGAAGGCCACAACCGACGAAGAUGCGGGAGAUGCCGGAGAUGGGGGUGCCCAGCGGGUGCCCAGUGGACUGGGAGACCCGCUUUCGGCAGCCAACACAGGCAUGUCGUCACAUGGAGGACGGAGUGGGGGGGAGCACGAUGCUGGAGAUGCACUGGUAUUUGGAGGAGCAAGCCCGCGGGACAUUACGGAGCCUUUAGCGGAUAACAGAGAUGAGGGGGACAAACUUUUGCACAUGGUAUGCACUGGCUCUGGCUCGCAGAUAGCCCCAGACUCGAUGGAGAGGGAAGAAGGUGGUGGUAUGGAGGGAGUUCGUAUGACACAUGGUCGUGAAGCGGGAGAUGAUGAUGAGGAAGCUGACGGGGAUGCAAACCUCGAACAGAACAUGGACGUGGACAGCGAGGAUGGAUUGGGAAAGAAAGCUUCCUGCCGUGGCAGAUCCGGGGUCAGCAGUUCGAACGUGAUCAACUUGAUCGAGCAAUCAAGUGAGAACGGAGGAAAGUCACAUAGUGAAGGAAGAUCGUUGUCAUCAGCCGAGCCAACACAAAUGGACCAUGCUUUGCAUGAUGGGGCUGAGGGAAGGUGCAGUCCGAAGCGUGAAACAAGAGAGGAAAAAGAGGAAUGCAGUGUGCGGCGCUCAAAGAGAGGCAGGGAGAAGAAAGCAGCAUAGCACACACGCAUGUGCAUGUGUGUAUGUCUUGCAGUGACGUGUGUGUGUGUAUGUGUGUGUGUGUGUGUGUGUGUGUAUUUGCAUAUGCGUAUGUUGUGAGCGUAUAUGUGUGUGUGUGCCUAUGUGUGUGUGUGUGUGUGUGUGUGUGUGUGUGUGUGUGUGUGUGUGUGUGUGUCAGAGAGUGUGUGUAUGUGUUUGUGCAUGAGCAUGAAUAUGGAUAGAAGGGUGUACAAGAGGUUCGGUUGUCGGUGCUGAAUGGAAUAUUCAUAAGUUACAUUUAUCAUUCGAUGACGUCGAUCGACAAAAGGUGUUGGAAGUUGUGAAACAUUCCAUUCAGUUUUCCAAUAAACCGUUUGAGGAGGA
Messenger RNA from Chara braunii, 5177 nucleotides. Lineage: Eukaryota; Viridiplantae; Streptophyta; Charophyceae; Charales; Characeae. The record is from the annotation of a GenBank genome assembly.